AUGCAUGUAAGAUGGUCUAAUUUCCUUCAGAAAUUUCCUUUUACUAUUCGCCACGAAUCAGGGGUUUUGAAUCGAGUCGCGGAUGCCUUGUGUCGACGGGCUAGUUUAUUAGUCACGUUGACACAUGAGAUUGUGGGUUUUGAGUUCUUGAAAGAACUUUAUCCUGAUGAUGAUGACUUCAAGGAGAUAUGGGCAAAGUGUAUUCAAAGACAACCAGUCACUGAUUUCCACAUCACUGAUGCCUAUCUAUUUCCUGGAAAUCGCUUAUGCAUUCCUCGUAGCUCUGUGCGAGAAAAACUAAUUCAAGAUCUCCAUGGUAGUGGCUUAAGUGGACAUUUAGGUAGGGACAAGACUAUCGCAAGUUUUCAAAGAUGGCGCAUUUUAUCCCUUGUCGAAAGACUUCAGACGCCUCUCAUGUGGCUCGAUUAUUCUUUCGAGAAGUAG
Molecule: messenger RNA, 444 nt
Organism: Camellia sinensis
Lineage: Eukaryota; Viridiplantae; Streptophyta; Magnoliopsida; Ericales; Theaceae
Source: RefSeq, a predicted model, not a curated record